UAUUACUCCUCAAAAUGACUUUUUACACAAAUCUGGCACAAGGUGCCUCCACAAAUGGACAUACAACACAAAAAGGACUUACAACUUUAAAACGCGAAACAACCACCAUGAUGGAACCUAUCGAGUUAGAACUUCGUAGUGAUAAAAUUAUUCCUGAUCUUUCAAGCUUAGAUGUGGUUCCGGAGCAUGUUUUGAAGGUGGUUUAUGAAGGAGAUGUUCCCGUUUGUUUUGGAAACAGUUUAAAAGCGGCUGUGGCUGUUGCUGUUCCAGAAAGUGUAUCAUGGUACAGCGAAGAAGCCAAUAUCACAUUCCAUACAAUAGUUUUUGUUGACCUUGAUGCACCGUCGCAAGAAAAUCCAACAGAAAGAGAGUGGUUGCAUUGGAUUGUAGGUAAUAUACCCGACGAAAAGUUAAAAUCAGGACAAACGAUAGCUGAGUACACAGGCCCAACGCCUAUGCACGGAAAUGGCACUCAUAGGUACGUUUUCCAGUUAUUUCUCCAAAAGAAAGGGAAAAUCCAUUUUGAAGAGACUCACGUAACUUCCAGGGCUAAUGAUUCAAAGAGAGCUAAAUUUUCUUCGCAAAAAUUCGCCAAAAAAUAUGGUUUAGGCCGACCUUAUGCGGUGAAUUAUUUCCUAGUGACGUGGCCGGAGGAACCAGAUUCCGAGGAAGAAGACGGAACACAAGCACCUCCCCCUGCAUUCCCAGACUUGCCUGAGGGGGAAUUUGAUCUUAAAUUUCAGACCGAAAGUUAACAAUCGAAAAUUAUAAGCGUCUAAUAGUUUUAAGCUGAAUCAAACAGGAAGUAACCGAUUCACAUUUUGGACAGAAGAUAAGCUGAGAGCAGUUUUUAAUUUUACCGGCUCUACAUUUUCUCCUGUCGAAAAUUCAAAAUCGAGAAAAGAUAUUUUUGAAUGUCAUGCGUAAAUGGCAUCGAACUUUAUCUUUAUCAUUGAGUUCUACGGUGGAAUAAAACUUUAAACCUCUAUUUCUCGGUUUGAUUUUGAUGCGACUCGGUUUUUUACUGUUGAUCUCCUUCUGUGUCAUGUUUGUUUUUCAAAAAAGCUGUCAAGUUUCGUAAAUAUAUUUUCAUUUAAUUUA
Bemisia tabaci is the source of this 1101-nucleotide messenger RNA. Lineage: Eukaryota; Metazoa; Arthropoda; Insecta; Hemiptera; Aleyrodidae. The record is from RefSeq and is a predicted model, not a curated record.